This is a messenger RNA of Chiloscyllium plagiosum (whitespotted bambooshark), 3446 nucleotides long. Its product is annotated as transcription factor AP-2-alpha. The record is from RefSeq and is a predicted model, not a curated record. NCBI's taxonomy places the organism in Eukaryota, Metazoa, Chordata, Chondrichthyes, Orectolobiformes, Hemiscylliidae. Gene Ontology annotation, biological process: anatomical structure development; regulation of cell population proliferation; regulation of transcription by RNA polymerase II. Gene Ontology annotation, cellular component: nucleus. Gene Ontology annotation, molecular function: RNA polymerase II transcription regulatory region sequence-specific DNA binding; DNA-binding transcription factor activity, RNA polymerase II-specific.
CCACCCCCUGGGCUCAGGUUCCGCCUGGAGAGGGAACAUCCUCAUUGGCAGCAGCUCAGAGGGAUCUCCGAGAGAGAGAGCGGGAGGCUUCAGUCAGCACUAGACCUUGCGCUGCAGCGUACUUCACUCCGGGCCAGGGGAACAUGUUGUGGAAAUUAGCUGACAAUGUCAAAUACGAGGAAGAUUGCGAGGACCGACACGAUGGGACUAGCAAUGGCACUCCCAGACUCCCCCAGCUUGGGGCAGUUACCCAGCACCUAUACUCGGCACCCCCUCUGUCUCAUACGCCGAGUUCCGAGUUCCAGCCGCCUUACUUCCCCCCUCCCUACCAGGCGGUGGCUUACAGUCAAUCCUCGGACCACUACUCCCACCUGAGCGACCCUUACUCUCUCAACCUCCUGCACCAGCACCAGCAGCACCAGCAGCAACCCGCCUCAGGCUGGCAGGGCCGGCAGCACUCAGAGAGCGGCCUCUCCCAGCACCAGAGGGCCGGCCUCGCUGCACACCUCUCGGCGCUGGAACCCAGGAGGGAGAUCCGGCGCCCGGACAUCCUUAUCCCCGGCUCACAUCACAUGGACGCAAGCCUGGCGGAGAACCUCAAUAUCCACGAGGUGGUACACAGUAUGGGGGAGGUGCAGCCUCAGGAGGAGCCCAGCUUGCUUCUACAGGACCAUGGUGUUAUUAAGAAAGGGCCAAUAUCAAUGUCCAAAAGCACAGCAUUGUCUGCACUAACCUACCAGAAGGAGAGUUUGACGGGGGGCGUUACCAAUCCCAAUGAAGUCUUUUGUUCAGUUCCUGGUCGCCUCUCACUCCUGAGUUCAACAUCCAAAUACAAGGUGACAGUGGCUGAAGUCCAGAGGCGCUUGUCUCCUCCUGAGUGUCUGAAUGCAUCCCUUCUUGGUGGAGUCCUGCGAAGGGCAAAGUCAAAAAACGGAGGCAGGUCGUUACGUGAGAGGCUGGACAAAAUCGGGUUAAACCUUCCUGCUGGGAGGAGGAAAGCUGCCAAUGUGACACUGCUGACUUCCCUCGUUGAAGGUGAAGCUGUGCACCUGGCCCGUGACUUUGGUUAUGUGUGUGAGACGGAAUUCCCUGCUAAAGCAGCUGCGGAAUACCUGACCCGGCAGCAUAUCGACCGCAGUGAGAUCAGCAGUCGGAAGAACAUGCUACUUGCAGCGAAGCAAAUUUUCAAGGAAUUUACUGACAUGCUGACCCAGGACCGGUCUCCCUUGGGCAACACGCGACCAGGCCCAAUCCUGGAGCCUGGCAUUCAGGGAUGUCUGACCCACUUCAGCCUCAUCACCCACGGCUUUGGGAGCCCUGCCAUCUGUGCCGCCAUGACCUCACUACAGAAUUACCUGAACGAAGCAGUGAAGGCCCUGGACAAAAUGUACAUGACCACCGGCGGGGGUCAGAGUCCACAGGACAGCGGCAACAAAACCGCGGACAAAGAUGAGAAACACAGGAAGUGAGCUGUUCGACAGCAGCUGGCAGACCUUAUUCCUCCCCUUUAAAAUUUAUGCCUGGGACCCCCUUUGGAACUCCAUCAGCACCCUGAACAAGAUGGCACCCAACGGUCAGGUGAUCGCUCAUACCUCCCUGUGCACCACCAAUGCGUUAUUGCUCUGUGAUGACCCAUUCCACUUAAAAUACCAAACUGCAAGCCCCGUGAAAGUGGAGACCCUUUGUCACUGGGUUUUCUGUGUGACCCUGGGCUGGUGGUCACAUUUGCCAGUGGAACAUCCUGACCUCUGUGGCAAUAUCAAUGGCACCUACAAUAUCAUCUUCCAACAGCUCACACACAAGGUGACACAGCCACUGCUUAAACCCUCAGACCCUAUAGUGUUGGCAUCAGGGUUUGUGCCAACAGUGCUUGGGCUAUGGUGUCCAAUUUGCCAUCUUGAGAUGGGCUAAAACACUCCUCAAAGGAAAAGAAGGAAAUGAAACCACAGGAACCUUUGAGGUGAUGGGGGCACUUUCAUCUUUUACUACGGCAUUCUAGGAUCACUGAUCUCCAAUAACAGGCCCGUGCUGUGUCUCACAGGAGCAGAGAACUCUUCAACUUUCCAAAUACCCCACAGCUGAGCAACAUGGCUGGGAUCUCAAGACGAAAAGGCUGAAAGACCAGUCUGUCAUGGGGAUUGCAGUUGAAUGCACAGGGUUCCUAGAUCGUACAAUGGGUACCAAUCAUCCGUGACUCACUCCUCUUCUUGCUUUAGUGAGCUCGGACAUUGAUGCAACAUUGUCUAAACUUUGCCCUUUUAUCUCCAUGUCAGACCGGACCAGGCUUUUGUUGCUGACGUAGCAUGAUGUUAUUGAAAAAUGCGUUGGCUGAAAUUUGGACAGACAAAAAUGGGAAAGACACAAUAUGUUUCAUGCUCUGUGUUUGCCAAUGAUUAACCUUGAUUAACUGGAUGAUUAUCUGAAUUCUGAAGUCGAUGAUGCAGAAUGAGCAGGCUCAGGUCACUGGACCUGAAAUUUUAACUCUGCUUUCUCUCUCCACAGAUGCAGCCAGACCUGCUGUGUUUCUCCAGCAUUUUCUGAUUUUAUUUCAGAUUGAGCUGGUUGUAUUUCGAACAGGACCCAGGAUAAAAGUGUCAGUGAAAUCUCUGAUUGAUGCAGGUUCAAAAGGGGAGCUUUACUCUUCAAUGCUUCCUGAGAUCUUCUGCUCACUAUGUGGUGUAAAAGCCAUUGAACUUGAACAAUCCCUGAGGUGAACCUACCUAUUGUGCAUUAUUCAGGGACUUGAAACAGCUUCUUUAUACACACUUUAACCACAUGGUAGGCCACCUUAGGGAAGUCAAAAUCUGAACAAGUCAGUUCAGGAUUACAUUCUGGGGACUUGUGAGUUACUAGCAAACUGAGAUUCUGUACAAACAAGCAUAAUUCCCUUCUGUCCCAUCCUAUUUGAAAGGUAAUAUAGCAAUAGUGGGUGGACGAAAGCCCCAUUUAAAAUCGACCUUUUUGAAAAGUUGAGUGGAGCUCUUGUUACAUUUGAAAACUCUGUUUGUGCUGCCGACUGCUCAAUGAGUGGACGGGACGAGGUAUUGGCAGAUUGGAGUGACCGUAUCUCACAAUACUGGGCUCUGUGGGUUGCAUCAGAAAGUGGGUUUGAACUUUCUAACUUUUAUUCCACCAGUAAGAGCAGGCUGGGAAAUCGGAGGAAAAUUAAAGCCCUGAAAUGACUUAUGAAAGCAUGAGCAGCAGUAGCCUAUGCUUGUAAGGUUCAAAAAACAAAAUCUGGUUAAAGUAAUCCACUGAGGAAUGUUACACAAACGUAUUUAGUAAGUGUAUAUCUGUCUGCCAUUGGCAACAGGAGUUCACCUGCCUUCUUUUUUAAAAGUGUCUGUGAUUUUUCAUUGUUAUUUUUAAGCUGUUUAAAAAUAUUACAAAUAUUACAAGGUUAAGUGAAUUGGCUAUGCUAAAUUGCCCGUAGGAGAAUGGGUCUG